Messenger RNA from Cricetulus griseus (Chinese hamster), 1657 nucleotides. The record is from RefSeq and is a predicted model, not a curated record. Lineage: Eukaryota; Metazoa; Chordata; Mammalia; Rodentia; Cricetidae.
CAAGGGUGCUCAGCCCGGGCCUAGAUGGGCAGAGGGCGGGGUUUCAAACCCCGCUCUCUGUCCUGCCCCCAGCUUCACAACUCUGAGGAGGAUCACGUGGGUGAAGCAUUGCUCUGUCAGCUGAGUGACCAACUUUGGUUUUCUGGAGGAGAGCGAAUGGACCCAGUGUUACACGUCAGUGGUAGCGUUGGCAGGAGAGGUGCUGUUCUGGUGGGUCCCAGCCGAUGGUAGGGUCAGAAGCCCAUCACAGAGGCGAGAGGGAUCCUUGGCUCAAGGCCCUAUGGGGGUAGAGUGUGAUCAAGCAGCUCUGGAGUCCACUUGAGCUGGUUCAGGAAGUCCCUGUGAAGAGCUGUGCCUUCGUGCCCUGACCUGAAUCACUUCAUAGGACAUGGAGAAGGAACAAGAGACACGACAGGCCUGGAAGGAACGUGUGGGACAAGAGCUUGAUAGUGUCAUCGCUUUGUGGAUAGAACACUCCCAUGACCAGGAAUAUGGGGCCUUCUUCACAUGCCUUGGCUGCAAUGGGCAGGUCUAUGAUGACCUUAACUAUGUCUGGCUGCAGGGGAGGCAGGUAUGGAUGUAUUGUCGCUUGUACCUCAAUUUUGAGCACUUCCGCCUCGCUGAGCUUCUAGAUGCCGCAAAAGCAGGUGGUGAGUUUUUGCUGCAUUUUGCAUGACUGGCACCACCUGCCAAGAAGUGUGCCUUUGUAUUGACUCGGGACGGCCUUCCAAUGAAGGUGCAGAGGACCAUUUUCAGCGAGUGUUUCUAUGCCGUAGCCAUGAAUGAGCUUUGGAGAGUAACAAAGGAAACACAUGACCAGAAUGAAGCUGUGGAGAUGAUGGACCAGAUCACUCACUGGGUGCGGGAGGACCUGGCUGGGCUAGGCCGGCCUCAGCUCUCAGGGACCCUGGCCACAGAGCCCAUGGCUGUGUCCAUGAUGCUGCUCAGCCUGGAGGAGCAGCUUGGGGAGGAAGAUGAGGCACUGACUAGCAAGUAUGCAGAACUAGGGGACUGGUGUGCCCACAGGAUUCUGCAGCACGUCCUGAGGGAUGGACAAGUUGUGCUAGAGAAUGUAUCAGAGGAUGGCAAAGAACUCCCUGGUUGCCUUGGAAGAUGCCAGAACCCAGGUGAAGACAUAAAGGCAGGGUAUCCUCUCAGAUUCCAGUAUGCUCGCAAGAAAAGUGACACCAAACUUCAAGCACACAUCAUUGACAAGUUUCUCUUGUUGCCUUUCCAUUCCUCUGGAUGCAAUGUUGAGUACAGAGGCCUCUUCAACUUCCAGGAUGCUGAUGGUCUCUGCCCCACUCAGCUGGAGUGGGACAUGAAGCUGUGGUGGCCACAUAGUGAAGCUGUGAUUUCCUUCCUCAUGGGUUACAGUGACAGUGGUGACCCUGCCUUGCUGCAAAUCUUCAACCAGGUGGCCGAGUACACCUCCCAGCAUUUUCGUGAUCCUGAGUUCGGGGAAUGGUUCGGCUAUCUGAACCGAGAGGGAAAGGUGACCCUCACCAUCAAGAGAGGUCCUUUUAAAGGUGACUGCUUCCACGUGCCGCAGUGCCUGGCCAUGUGCGAGUAGAUUCUGGAAGCCCUGCUCUGCCGCCUCCGGCCUGCUCCCGUCAUGUCGUCGCUCACUGUCCCCACCCACAGAGGCUCAAAAUAA